Messenger RNA from Mangifera indica (mango), 2563 nucleotides. Its product is annotated as E3 ubiquitin-protein ligase SINAT2-like. Gene Ontology annotation, molecular function: ubiquitin protein ligase activity; zinc ion binding; protein binding. The coding region runs from base 1268 to 2194 and encodes 308 amino acids. The record is from RefSeq and is a predicted model, not a curated record. Gene Ontology annotation, biological process: multicellular organism development; ubiquitin-dependent protein catabolic process. Lineage: Eukaryota; Viridiplantae; Streptophyta; Magnoliopsida; Sapindales; Anacardiaceae. The transcript has 4 exons. Gene Ontology annotation, cellular component: cytoplasm.
GCCCCCCAAUCUAUCAAUCAACGAACCAAGACAAGGAAUAUGCGGAGGCCACCUUUCAACGGCACUCCUCUACGUUGUAAUAUAAGCGAUUGAGGCUUUUGGGUUCUCUCUUUUUCAUCUGUGUACCUUUUUCUUGUGUUACCGUUGGUGGGUAAGCAUCAAGUUUCCUUUUUAUUUUUUUAACUGUGAGUGUGAGUUUUACUCUGCUUUGAUUCUUUUCUUGUUGAAAAUUCUCUUCUGGCUAUUGCUGCUUUUUGGGAUACUGGUUUAUGAGGUUAAACUCUCAUUUAGGUACGCCUUUUCCUUUUUUCUCUUCAUUUUGGUGAGUUUGUGGUGUGGUGUUGUUAGAUGAAGUCAGUAUUUUCAUUGAGUUCAAUGAAUUUUUAUUUUUCGGAAGAGCUUCUGUGGGAAAUUUAAUACCUGAUGGAAUGCAAUCUAAUCUCAGGAUGCUUUUAGAUUGACUGUAUAUGUUAAAUUUCAUGCUUUCAUGUUAUGAGUUUCGAAAAUAACAUAUGGUGUUUUGAUGUUUAAUGCUAUUUACUUCAGGUUGUUGUGGUUGUUUGAAAUAAAAAAUCUGUAGCCAAAGAGUGAUAAAUUUGUGCACCUAUCUCUUAGUUGUUUUAAGAACUCAAUUGUUUAGCUUGCAGCUAUGGUGCUUGUGUAUCUUAUAUUAUUGUAAUGAAUGGAGUUUGCAUUUUGCUGAGUGAAUAUGCUUUUAUCUACCUAUGCUUGCUUCUUUUAGGAAUUGAAUUUUGUUUAAAUUCCAGCUCUGGUAAUUGUUUCUCAUCUGGUAAUAAAUGGGGGAGCCAUUGUGAAUAGUGACAGUACUUGUUUAUGAAACCAUAUACAAGUUGUCACGUUUCGUGGAGCGUGCAAAAGCACUGUCCCUCUUCAUGGCAUGCCAUUCAUUUAUCAGCUAUUUCAAACUUUCUCUGAAUUCUUUAAUUACCUCUUCACUUAUCUCCCCAGAAGGGAUUUCUUUGUGGUUUUGUUUUGCUUGCCUUUUUUUCAAAAAUCUUCUGCCUUUCUUGACAGAGCAAGUGGCUACUCAUCAUAAAUAUAAUAAAUAGAAAGUAACUACUAAAUCAGAUUUUCCCAUUGUUUCGAGCUUUUCAAAAUAAUUCUUUUCUAUAUUUACUAUAAUGUGUAUUGCUGGGCAAACAUAUAUGAUUUUUAGAGAGUGAUUCGAGUGGGGUAAAGAUUAUAAAUUAGACGUUGGCUGGGAGACAAACAGAUGCAUACUAGCAUCGGCCUCAAGGGGUAAAGUAUGGCUCCCGGAGGAGGAUUCUGCAAGGAAGUGACUGAGUCUCACAUUUCAUAUGCAGUUUAUGAUAUGGCAACUUCCAGUGUUGAGUUGAGGGGUUCCUCUUGUAGAAAAGCUACAACUAGCUUUGGUGGAAAUCUGGCACCAACGGCAAACAAUGAAGUGCACGAGCUACUUGAGUGUCCUGUUUGCAUGAAUUUAAUGUACCCUCCAAUUUACCAGUGUCCAAACGGCCACACUGUAUGCUCAAAUUGCAAGGUUAGAGUACGUAAAUCUUGCCCAACUUGUUGCCAUGAAUUUGGAAAUAUAAGGUGCUUGGCUCUGGAGAAAGUAGCCGAGUCACUGGAUCUCUCCUGCAGGUACCAAAUUUUUGGUUGUCUGGAUAUAUUUCCAUAUUACAGCAAACUCAAACAUGAAAAGAACUGUAAAUAUCGUCCGUUCAAUUGCCCCUAUGCUGGGGCUGAAUGCUCCGUCGCUGGUGAUAUCCCACUCCUGGUCAGGCAUCUCAAGAAUCAUCACAAAGUUGACUUGCAUGAUGGAAGUACUUUCAACCACAGAUAUGUCAAAGCCAAUGCCCAAGAAGUUGAAAAUGCUACAUGGAUGUUGACUGUUUUCAAUUGUUUUGGCCAACAGUUUUGCCUGCACUUUGAGGCUUUUCAUCUAGGAAUGGCACCUGUUUACAUGGCCUUCUUGCGAUUCAUGGGUGACGAAGAAGAGGCUAGGCAAUUUAGUUACAGUCUGGAAGUUGGUAGAAAUGGCAGAAAACUGACAUGGCAAGGGAUUCCUAGGAGCAUCCGUGAUAGCCAUAAGAAGGUUCGAGAUAGUCAAGAUGGCCUAAUCAUUCAGAGGAACUUGGCACUGUUCUUUUCCGGUGGUGAUAGACAGGAACUCAAACUGAAAGUAGCUGGCCGUAUAUGGAAAGAACAGUGAGAGAGAUAAAAUAGAAACUUUGACAUUAGAGAUGACAAUUUCAGCCUAACUUUGGGCGUCCCAACCCUAACGGGGAGAGGAUUCUUCGAUAGAAACGAGAAAAGGGAUGAGAACAGAGAUGAAAAAAAUCUCCGCAAUCGGGGAUAGAAAGGGGAUUUUUCUUCACAGAAAAGACACAGAGAAUCAUUAUCAUCCCCAUAACGGGGACAGAAACAGGGAUUGAGAUCCCCUCCCCAUCCCCCCUUGUUGCCAUCUCUAUUUGACAUAGAUGAUGUAGUGGAAAUUUGCAUCAGAUAUAUCCAGUGUACUCUGUAAAUCUGUAGAUAUUUAUGUUGAUUGCCAAUUUAAGGUCACUUUUUGCAUGAUUAA